AUGGUGCACCCUCCGAUCAAGAAGGAGGAGUUCCUGAGUGCCGUGACACUCGUUUCUUUCUCAUAUGAUGGAUCUCUAUUAUACGUUGGCGUAGGUCCGACGGUAUUCCUGUACGCUACUGGGACUGGCCAGCUUCUGGGGAAGCACGAGGUGUUGACGCGAGGCGUUCUGCACGGUUGUGACAUCGUCAGACUUUCGGCUUUAGAUAAAUCGUUUGUCGGCGCCUUCUUUGGUCAAAAACGCGUGUCAUGUUUCCAGAAUCUGCCGCAGACUUGUGAGGCCGCUUGUGAACUUGAGGAGCUUGCUGUGCUGGCCAAACCGAAAGUGUUUUGCGAUUGGGUGUUCGACAAUCUACUGGCUGCAGUUGGACUGGCUCACAAUUUGGUGCAGAUAUGGGAUCCACUGCGCAACGAUAUUCUCCGCAGCGUGCAGUGUGCUGAGCGCUGCAUUUUGUACGCUUUGGCGUUCCACGGACGAUCACUGGAUGAGCUUGUGGUUGCUUCUGGGACGGUUUUCCAGCAAAUUUUGCUGUGGAAUCCCAUGGAGAAUGGAAAGAAUGCGUUGAACACUGCCGUAGAGCCGGCCCAACGGCUACAUGCGCAUGAUGGCGUGCUCUUCAAAUUGGCGUGGUCUUCGGACGCACGCUCAUUGGCCUCCGUAUCCGAUGACCGAACGGUUCAAUUGUGGUCGCACAAUGGGAUAAUCACAGCUGAACAGCUCCAUUUACCACGAACGCUAACCCGUGCUGAGCUUCUUGCGAACGAGUAUUCUCCAGUGUUUCGUGCCUGGGGUCACUCAGCGCGCGUUUGGGACGUGUCUUUCUGGGAGCACGGCGUGGUAACAGCGAGUGAAGAUGGCCUUUGCAAGCUCUGGGAUCUCCACGGCAAUUGCAUCGCCACACUACAAGGUCACAUGGGCAAGCAUGUAUGGCGUGCAGCUGUCCAUCCUUCGCUAACCAUGAUUGCCUCGGGAGGUAGUGAUGGCGCUGUAAAGCUCUGGGACAUCGCACACCAGCGUAUGUCUUUAUCUGAUGGGCCAGGAGCCACCGACUUGUGUAAGACUGUUCGUGUCCCUAUUGCGACAGUAGUGUCCUCAUCGAAGAAGAAGAAAGGAGCUCCAUCGUCGCGCAGUGUACGAAACAUCGUACUGAGUAUCCAGGAUAACGCCAAGACAGCGUUCGUAGCCUCCGAGCACGGUGAUAUCUUCCGUCUGGACCUUUUGUCGCUCACAGCAGAACACUUUUUUACUAUUCCCCCAAUUAACGAAGGCAUCGUUCAGGCACGAACCGGUGGCUUGUCGACCUUCACAACGGAUUCGUCCGGACGCUUCUUGCUGCUCGGUGAAAUAACGGGCCGCGUGUGUAUCGUCGAGGUAGCCACUGGUAUUUUGCUGUACUCAUGGAUUACCCAGCCCAACGUACGAGUUAUGAAGAUUUGGUGGGACCUGGAGGACGCUCUAUUUAUCAGCAGUGCUAAUGCAGUUCUCUCUGAAUGGAAACCAGCCAAAGUACAGACCAACAAGAGCUUGGCUUCACGCGUGAUCACAAUGGAGCUUGUGGCAUCAUUCAAGAUCCCAGCCAAGAGCUCAACAUCUUCGAUUUUGGUCGUUGAUCGCUUGACAACCAGAAAUGUCAUCGCAGGCGAUGGACACGGUGGUGUGUAUGUAUUCAACCGCUCACUCAUUUUAACGGAAAGCGAUGAUAAGCUCAAGACGAUGCAGGCCCCUGCUGUCGUGCUGAAAGGAGUUCACGGGCGUGAAUUAGUUGCUUCUCUUCUUCUAUCCGAAGAAAGUGAAGACGCUCAGAAUAAUGAGACUUCUAUGUUGUCGGGGGGACACGACGGAUACAUUUGCCGAUACGUACUGGAAGCAGAUGCAAUUGGAGCGCUUACAACUACACAGGUGGGUCGUGAGUCUAUUCGAGGCAUUUCCACAGUCAAGCAGCUUUGGUGGAGCAAAGCGUCAUCUGCCCACGGUAAAACAAAGCACGACCUUAUGGUUUUUGGAUUCUACGCGGCACAAGCAGUUCUGCACAACUUCUCGGCGCAGUAUCGUAUCUUUAACGUGGAGUGUGGUGGUUGGCGCCGACCACACGCCCUUUUCACGAGACCGAGUGAGUUCGACUCCGCCUUGCCCUCACACACAUUUGUGUUCACGCCACCAGCGAUUCAAAAGCAGCAAGUUGAUGUCAAGGUGCACUCUACUCUUCUAAGUGGAAUCGAUGGUGCCGAGACUUUGCCGCGUUUCUCCAAAUGCUCACUACAUGAUCAUCAUCACGGACGCAUGACGACUUGUGUGGCUUUCCUCGGAAGUGAGCGUUUGGUUACUGCUGCAGAAGAUAACAGCCUCAUGCUUCAUCGCCAACGCGAUCACGGUAGAACAAACUCGCGUUGGGGAAGUGUGGCUACAGGAAUCGCCCAUACGACUACGGUCCGGGCGCUUACUUCGUUCCAACACACAAAUACUGAUGGUAUUGAGGAACACAUCCUUCUGUCCGGAGGCGGUAAACAACGUCUAAAUGUGUGGCUAGUUCGCGGACAAAGCGACUUGCUCCGUCAUGUUUGUGGCCACGAACGUGCUGAGGCAGCGCAGGACCACCGCAUUCUCGGGCUCGCUACGUUUGCGGUACCUGAUGCUUCGAACUCGUAUCGACUAGUGACGGCUUGUAAUUCCGAAGGGUCCACUCAGCUAUUGCUGCUGGAUAUAUGCCGUGGCAAACUCUUCGAGAUUGGUGACUUCCACUCGGCCUCAAGAAAGCCAAUUUUGUCCUGCGCUGGCUUUCAGAAAGGUGCUGAUGACGCAGUGCUUGCUGGUCUAGCAGUUGGCUCUACGGAUGGUUUAGUGACGCUAUGGGACUUGAGCGAUCUGCAACCUAGUGGCAACUACUUGGCGCACGAUAUGGGUGUGAACUGCAUCAAUCUUGUCUCCUGCAACAAGAGCAAGACGGAAGAAAGCCUUGACGUGACUCUUAUCAGCGGUGGAGAUGACCAGAAUUUGAACCUGCGUGAGCUGCAAUUCCCAGAGUGUCGAAUGCUUUCUGAAGCUGGGACAAUUAACGCUAGUGGCUCAGCUAUCAAAGCCGUUGCAUGUGUUGAUGCCGAGUUCAUUUUUGCCGCUGGAUACGACCAACGAGUGAGCAAGUGGAGCAUUUGUCGCAACGAGAACGACACCGAGCUGGAGUGGCAAGGAGCUGCCUUCUCUGAAUGCGCCGAUAUUGCCGAUCUCGCAAUUCGACAAACCUCGACUGGAAGUGACGAAGUUGUUGUCGUCGGCCAAGGUCUGCAAAUUUUGCACUUCCAGCGCGAGUAA
Phytophthora infestans T30-4 is the source of this 3306-nucleotide messenger RNA. RefSeq lists its product as uncharacterized. Gene Ontology annotation, cellular component: cytoplasm. Gene Ontology annotation, biological process: tRNA methylation. Lineage: Eukaryota; Oomycota; Peronosporomycetes; Peronosporales; Peronosporaceae. The coding region runs from base 1 to 3306 and encodes 1101 amino acids. The record is from RefSeq and is a predicted model, not a curated record. Gene Ontology annotation, molecular function: protein binding. The transcript is spliced from 3 exons.